AUGGCUCUAAGGCGCGCCUGGUCGCUGCGCGCCACCGCCCCAUGCCUCGCCUCGCUCUCCUCGGUCCCGGCCGCCCACGAGCAGCCCUCCGCGGGCCCGGGCGACGUGCCGGGAUGUAGGGCUGCAGAGACUGUGCGGCCGCCGAUGCCCGCCGUGGACUUUGGCAACGCGCAGGAGGCAUACCGCAGCCGGCAUAGCUGGGAGCUGGCGCGCAACUUGCUGGUGCUGCGUCUGUGCGCUUGGCCGGCGCUGCUAGCGCACCACGAGCAGCUGCUCCAUAUUGCCAGGAAAUUUUUGGGGCAGAGGAUGUUCGACAGGCUAAUGAAGAUGACCUUCUACGGGCAGUUUGUGGCUGGUGAGGACCAGGAAUCCAUUCGGCCCCUGAUCCAUCGCAACAAGGCCUUUGGUGUUGGCUCCAUCCUGGACUACGGUGUAGAAGACGAUCUGAGCCCCGAGGAAGCGGAACGCAAAGAGAUGGAGUCAUGCACCUCUGCAGCAGAGAAGGAUGGCAGUGGCACAAAUAAAAGGGAGAAGCAAUACCAGGCCCACCGUGCCUUUGGAGACCGCAGGGAUGGUGUCAUUAGUGCCCGCACCUACUUCUAUGCCAAUGAAGCCAAGUGUGACAGCCACAUGGAGACUUUCCUGCGCUGCAUUGAGGCAUCAGGUGGAGCCAGUGAUGACGGCUUUGCAGCCAUUAAGCUAACUGCACUGGGGAGACCCCAAUUUCUGCUGCAGUUCUCUGAUGUGCUGACCAAGUGGAGACGGUUCUUUCACCAAAUGGCUGCUGAGCAAGGUCAGGCAGGGCGUGCUGCCAUGGACACGAAGCUGGAGGUGGUGGCACUGCAGGAAAGUGUGGCAAAGAUGGGCAUCGCAUCCAGGGCUGAGAUUGAAGACUGGUUCACGCCAGAGACCUUGGGAGUGUCUGGCACCAUGGAUCUGCUGGAUUGGAAUUCCCUCAUCGACAGCAAAACCCAGCUCUCCAAGCACCUGGUGGUCCCGAACACACAGACAGGGCAGUUGGAGCCCCUGCUGUCAGGGCUCACCGAGGAGGAGGAGCAGCAGAUGACGAGGAUGUUGCAGAGGAUGGAUAUGCUGGCUAAGAAAGCCACAGAGGUGGGUGUGCGGCUCAUGGUGGAUGCUGAACAGUCCUACUUCCAGCCAGCCAUCAGCCGCCUGGCCCUGGAAAUGCAGCGCAGGUUCAACAUGGACAAGCCGCUCAUCUUUAACACGUAUCAAUGCUACCUCAAGGAUGCCUAUGACAAUGUAACCCUAGAUGUAGAGCUGGCUCGCCGUGAGGGCUGGUGUUUUGGGGCCAAGCUGGUACGUGGUGCAUAUAUGGCCCAGGAACGUGCUCGUGCAGCAGAGAUCGGCUAUGAGGAUCCCAUCAAUCCCACAUAUGAAGCCACCAAUGACAUGUAUCACAGGUGCCUCAACUAUGUCCUGGAAGAGCUGAAGCACAAUGGCAAGGCUGAGGUGAUGGUGGCAUCACACAAUGAGGACACAGUGCGCUUCACCCUACAGAGGAUGGAGGAACUAGGCCUGCAUCCUGCUGACCACCAGGUGUAUUUCGGACAGCUUCUGGGCAUGUGUGACCAAAUCAGCUUCCCACUGGGCCAGGCAGGCUUCUCUGUGUACAAGUACGUGCCCUAUGGCCCUGUGAUGGAGGUACUACCUUACCUGUCUCGCCGAGCCCUGGAGAACAGCGGCAUCAUGAAGGGUGCCCAGCGGGAGCGGCAGCUGCUCUGGCAGGAGCUGAAGCGGCGACUCUUUACUGGCAGCCUCUUGUACCGCCCAGCCUAGCUGCCGCUGCCUUCUGAGCUACUACCACCCCUUCUGCUAUUACCCCCCAAGGACCUAAGCCCUAGGAAGGGUUUUAGUAGCCCUGGGGGAUCCUCAGGCCACUGCCACAGGUGCCACCCACCCAGCCUCACAGGAUUCAUCUUUUUACAUCUGUCUUUGAGACCUACUGAAGAUAGUGCCUGGUGCCCUUGGUGCCCACCCCCUGCCAGGAAGCCGGCCAUGAGGCAUGGGUGGAAUCUGAUUCCUGCUAGGACUGUUAGGAACUGUCAAGGAGCUGCCUUUUCAUAGUCAACUCUGGGCCCCACCUCUGCUGCCUGUGAUGGCCUUGGACCUGCAGGACUCGCCUUCUGCCAAGGUCCAACCCAGGCACUCUGUGCCCCACAGGUGGGCAGUGGCCCAACUGGAAAGUCUGUCUGAUCAAUAAAUCACUACGGUGCAGCUAAGAGCCUCAACU
Dipodomys ordii (Ord's kangaroo rat) is the source of this 2254-nucleotide messenger RNA. Its product is annotated as proline dehydrogenase 1, mitochondrial-like. Gene Ontology annotation, molecular function: proline dehydrogenase activity; FAD binding. The transcript has 14 exons. The record is from RefSeq and is a predicted model, not a curated record. Gene Ontology annotation, cellular component: mitochondrion. Lineage: Eukaryota; Metazoa; Chordata; Mammalia; Rodentia; Heteromyidae. Bases 1 to 1800 code for a protein of 599 amino acids.